GUUGCGCUUACUGAAAUCUAGUAUUUCAAAAAGAAUAAUACCAUCAUGUCGUUAAGACUUUUAUUUUGCUUUUUUAUGUUUCAAAUAGCUACAUCUUUGGCUGUACAUUCUGAAAUAUUAAAAAAUAAAAAUUCAUUGACUCAGAUUCUUAUCAAUAUGGCUUAUGAUUUAUUAAAUAAUUUACCGAUUAAUGAAUUUGUAAAGAAACAAAAGUUGUAUGACAAGGAAUGGAAAUAUUUUUAUGAAAACACAUUAAAUAAAAAGGUUAAAGAUUUUAAUCGAAAUAUACAGUUGAAGGAAGACAUUUCUAUUGCCAAAGAAGCUCUUGUUAUAAAAGAGGAAAUUAACAAAAAAAUAGUCGAAAUUAUCAAAAGAGAAGAUCAAACCUUAGGAGAUUUAUUAAAUCAUCUUCUUGACAAAAUACAUGAAAUCAAUCAGGUUUCAGUUGAUAAUCAUAUUAUAUAGUUAUGAUAUUACGAUAUCACAUCAUAACUAUAC
Molecule: messenger RNA, 498 nt
Organism: Daktulosphaira vitifoliae (grape phylloxera)
Lineage: Eukaryota; Metazoa; Arthropoda; Insecta; Hemiptera; Phylloxeridae
Exons: 3
Coding region: 46-465 (139 amino acids)
Source: RefSeq, a predicted model, not a curated record